AUGACGGAGCAUGGGGAGGAUCCUGAACCCUUGACGGAACAUGGAGAGGAUCCUGAGCCUUUGACGGAGCAUGGGGAGGAUCCUGAGCCCUUGACGGAGCAUGGGGAGGAUCCUGAGCCCUUGACGGAGCAUGGGGAGGAUUCUGAGCCCUUGACGGAGCAUAGGGAGGAUUAUGAGCCCUUGACGGAGUAUGGGGAGGAUCCUGAACCCUUGAUGGAACAUGGGGAGGAUCCUGAGCCCUUGACGGAGCAUGGGGAGGAUCCUGAACCCUUGAUGGAACAUGGGGAGGAUCCUGAACCCUUGACGGAGCAUGGGGGAGAUCCUGAACCCUUGACGGAGCAUGGGGAGGAUCCUGAACCCUUGACGGAGCAUGGGGGAGAUCCUGAACCCUUGACGGAGCAUGGGGAGGAUCCUGAGCCCUUGACGGAGCAUGGGGAGGAUCCUGAACCCUUGAUGGAACAUGGGGAGGAUCCUGAACCCUUGACGGAGCAUGGGGGAGAUCCUGAACCCUUGACGGAGCAUGGGGAGGAUCCUGAACCCUUGACGGAGCAUGGGGGAGAUCCUGAACCCUUGACGGAGCAUGGGGAGGAUCCUGAGCCCUUGACGGAACAUGAGGAGGAUCCUAAACCCUUGACGGAUCAUGGGGAGGAUCCUGAACCCUUGACAGAGCAUGGGGAGGAUCUUAAACCCUUGACGGAGCAUGGGGAGGAUCCUGAACCCUUGACGGAGCAUGGGGAGGAUCCUGAACCCUUGACGGAGCAUGGGGAGGAUCCUGAACCCUUGACGGAGCAUGGGGAGGAUCCUCAGCCCUUGACGGAGCAUAGGCGGGAUCUUGAGCCCUUGACGGAGCAUGGGGAGGAUCCUGAACCUUGA
This is a messenger RNA of Procambarus clarkii (red swamp crayfish), 873 nucleotides long. RefSeq names its product glutamine-rich protein 2-like. Lineage: Eukaryota; Metazoa; Arthropoda; Malacostraca; Decapoda; Cambaridae. The record is from RefSeq and is a predicted model, not a curated record.